Messenger RNA from Drechmeria coniospora, 1722 nucleotides. Its product is annotated as pyruvate decarboxylase. The record is from RefSeq and is a predicted model, not a curated record. Bases 1 to 1722 code for a protein of 573 amino acids. The transcript is spliced from 4 exons. Lineage: Eukaryota; Fungi; Ascomycota; Sordariomycetes; Hypocreales; Ophiocordycipitaceae. Gene Ontology annotation, molecular function: thiamine pyrophosphate binding; carboxy-lyase activity; magnesium ion binding.
AUGACAGACAUCAGGGUCCAAUCCCUCAAGCAGCCGGUUGACGUGGCCGAGUAUCUCUUUCGCCGACUGUACGAACUCGGCGUUCGCUCCGUCCACGGCGUCCCCGGAGACUACAAUCUCGUUGCUCUGGACUAUCUGCCACAAUGCGGGCUCAAGUGGGUUGGCAGCGUGAAUGAGCUCAAUGCCGCGUACGCGGCCGAUGGCUAUGCCCGCAUCAACAAGAUGGCGGCCCUCAUCACCACGUUUGGCGUGGGUGAGCUGUCGGCCAUCAACGGCGUCGCCGGCGCCUAUUCGGAGCAAAUCCCCGUCGUGCACAUUGUCGGGUGCCCGUCGACCAUCUCCCAGCGUGACGGGAUGCUUCUCCACCACACGCUCGGCAAUGGCGACUUCAACGUCUUCGCCAACAUGAGCGCCGGCAUCUCGUGCGACGUUGCCAAGCUCAACAACCCGUCCGAGGUGGCGGCACAGAUAGAUCAUGCUCUGCACCAGUGCUGGGUGCGCUCCCGGCCCGUCUACAUCAUGCUGCCCACCGACACGGUGCAGGCCAAGAUUGAGGGCUCGCGGCUGAGGACGCCGCUGGACCUUUCCGAGUGCCAAAACGAGCCGGAGCGAGAGGACUACGUCGUGGACGUCGUUCUCAAGUACCUCGUCUCGGCCAAGCGUCCCGUCAUCCUCGUCGACGCCUGUGCCAUUCGCCAUCGCGUGCUGGACGAGGUGCACGGCCUCGUCGACAAGACGAACCUGCCCGUCUUCGUGACGCCGAUGGGCAAGGGCGCCGUCAACGAGCAGCAUCCCAACUACGGAGGUGUCUACGCCGGCGUGGGAUCUUACCCACCAAAGGUCAAGGAACUCGUCGAGUCGUCGGACCUCAUUCUCUCCAUCGGUGCCCUCAAGAGCGACUUCAACACGGCGGGUUUUUCCUACAGAACAUCUCAGCUCCACACCAUCGACUUUCACAGCGACCAUUGCAUCGCUCGGUACUCGACCUACCCGGGUGUUCGCAUGAAGGGCGUGCUGCGAAAGGUCAUCGACAGGGUAGACGCCAGCAAGCUCGCCGCGCAGCCAUCUCCUUCCGCCUGGAAGGACGUGGAGGUCAAGGCCGACGGCUCCGAGACCAUCACCCAGGCUUGGCUCUGGCCACGAAUAGGCGAGUUUCUCGUCGAGAACGACAUCGUCGUCACGGAGACGGGAACGUCCAACUUUGGCAUAUGGGACACGAAGUUCCCCAAAGGCGUCACGGCGCUCAGUCAGGUGCUCUGGGGGAGCAUCGGGUGGUCCGUCGGCGCCUGCCAGGGUGCUGCCCUGGCGACGAGGGAUGCGGGCCGCCAUCGCAGGACCAUCCUGUUCGUCGGCGACGGUUCAUUCCAGCUCACGGCCCAGGAGGUCAGCACCAUGAUCCGUCACGGCCUGACGCCCAUCAUAUUUGUCCUCUGCAACGACGGCUACACGAUCGAGCGCUUCAUCCACGGCAUGGAGGCCGAAUACAACGACAUUUGGAAAUGGAACUACAAGAAUGUCGUCGACGUCUUCGGCGGACAGGAGACGUGUCGCAAGAUUACCGUCAAAACCAAGGAUGAGCUGAACAGGCUGCUGACCGAUGCCGACUUCAACCGAGCCGCGUGCCUCCAGUUUGUCGAGUUGCACAUGCCGAAGCAGGAUGCACCACGAGCAUUGGUCACGACGGCGCAGGCGAGUGCCAAUGUCAACGCAAGAACGAAGUAG